Monopterus albus (swamp eel) is the source of this 4263-nucleotide messenger RNA. RefSeq names its product transmembrane protein 82 (gene tmem82). Bases 82 to 1128 code for a protein of 348 amino acids. NCBI's taxonomy places the organism in Eukaryota, Metazoa, Chordata, Actinopteri, Synbranchiformes, Synbranchidae. The record is from RefSeq and is a predicted model, not a curated record. The transcript has 6 exons.
UAUAUUUACCCCCAGGCAUUUUUGUAUAACCUGUGACUUUAAAAUCUGUGAAUUUGCCUCUUUUAAGUCAAAGGUAGGACAAUGUUAUCCUUUAUUAGGUUGUUUAUUCCGACUUCAUACCUCCUACCAGGAUGGUUGACGCUAGAUAUAAAUCCAGUGGAAAGUUUACUUCAAGGACUGGUCGGUGCGUGUGGGAUUUCUGUGUUAUGUUCCUUGAUGAGAGUGCACUUAUUUGUAGAAGAGGAGAGCUGGAGUGAUAAAAGUGAUAAAGACACAUCAAGCCAGAGGACACCCAGUCAUCAAAGGAGACCUCACGCUGGACUUACAGGGAUGCUCCAGUUUUUCUUCGUGGCUCUGAUGCUGGCUGUAGUGGGCUCUCGUGUUGCCUCCCUGGUCGUACUAGAAUUUUGUCUUCGUGCUGUCUCUGGAUGGGUUACAGCUGGACCAUCCAGGAAAUUUCUGCAGCAGCUAUUAGUUCAAAGCCAGUUCUCUCUGGGCUGUGCCCUAAGCUGCAGUUUGCACUUUCUCCACGAGGGGGCAUCACGGCGCUGGCUAUGUCUGCUCUUGGCAGCUGCACUCAGCUGGUUCCUGGCUAGGCAGGCUUCACGCCUGCUGCACCAUGUCAUGAUUCUGUAUAAACUCCACAGCUCACAAAGCUACUGUGGGAUUUGCAUCAGCCUUCUCGCAUCAGGCCGCUGUCUGCUGCCCAUGCUUUGCAGGACUAUGAUGCUUACCUUCUUUGUGGCUGUGCUGGCUGCUGUAUCAAUCAUUAAUCAACACUUCCUUUCAGCAACAGAGGCCCUCAGGUUUUGGACACCACUGACUAUUUGCUACACACUCUUGGUGGUGUACAUGCAAGAAGAUCAGCACCGUCUGCCCAGCGGCCAGGCUGUCCUAAACACGGUGGUGGUGCGUCUUGGGGGUUUAAUGAUCCUGAUGCUGACUGUGGGACGCUGGGCUGAUGUGCUCCACAUCCUAAUGUGUUUCUUGGGUGAGGCCAGCUGCCUAAUCCCCACAAAAGAUCUGCUGGAUGCAGCAUCCUCACAGGAUGAAGAGGAUUACACAGACUAUGUACAAAGAGAACAUCAUCGAAGACCACAAGCACAGAAGAAAGAGCAUCAGAGAUAGCCAAAGCUUUUAAAAACUUGGGAACUUUUUUGGUGCACUUCUUUUUAAUGGGGUUAUUUAGUCCUAUUAUGGUAACAAUGCUUUUAUAAUUAAAAUCUAUGUUUCAUUUUAAUUGUCAAGCAGCCUAACAUGACUAACAUGUGAUUUGAUCUUGAAAUAUUUCCAGUUCUUCAACCACAAUUUGAUAUUGGAUAAAGAUCAAUCAAAACAUCAAUACAUUACAUUUAUUUGCAGAAAAAUGUUAUUAACAAUCACUGCCUCAUGUGGAAUAGAAAGAGGACCCUCAGUAAACUCUGGCACACACACAUACACAUUCAUAUACAGCGGGUAAAAUAAGUAUUGAAAACAUCACCAUUUUUCUCACUAAAUAUAUUUCUAAAAGUGCUGUUGCCAUGAAAUUUUCACCAGGUGUCAGUAACAGCUCAAGUAAUCCAUACAUACAAAGAAAACAAAACAAGUAAGUUCAUAAAUUAAGUUAUGUGUAAUAAAAUGGACUGACACAGGGAAAAAGUAUUGAACAUAUGAAGAAAGGGAGGUGCAAAAGACAUGGAAAGCCAAGACACCAGCUGAAAUCCAUCAGUAAUUAGAAAGGAAUCCUGCCCCUUGUCAGUGGAAAUUAAUAUCAGCUGGUUCAGGCCCAACUGAUGGUCUGUAAAAAAAGGUGUCUCAUUACCAAGGUGUCACACAAGAAACAUCUCAUGAUGGGUAAAAGCAAAGAGCUCGCCUAAGACUGUUGGCAUUGGUUAGAGAAGGAUUUCUAAACUCCUGAAUGGUUCAGUGAGCACAGUUGGGGCCAUGAUCCGGAAGUGGAAAGAACAUAAUUUCACCAUAAACUGGUCACAACCAGGUGCUCCUUGCAAGAUUUCUGACAGAGGAGUGAAAAGAAUUAUCAGAAGAGCUGUCCAAGAGCCACUUGUGGAGAGCUUCAGAAAGGCCUGGAAUAACCAGGUACAAUUGUUUCAAAGAAAACAUUAAGUAAUGCACUCAACCACCACGGCCUGUAUGCGUGCUCACCAUGCAAGGCUCUGUUGCUGAGGAAAAAGCAUGUUGAAGCUCGUAUAAGGUUUGCUGCGCAACAUUUACACAAGCCUGUGAAAUACUGGGAGAAUAUAGACUGGUUAGAUGAGGCCAAAUUGAACUCUUUGGAUGCCAUAAUACACACCAUGUUUGGAGGUCAAAUGGCACUGCACAUGAUCCCAAAAACACCAAACCAACAGUGAGGUUUGGAGGUGGGAACAUCAUGAUGUGGGGCUGUUUUUCAGCAUAUGGCACUGGCAAACUUCAUAUAAUUGAAGAAAGGACGAAUGGAAAAAUGUACCAAGACAUUCUUGAUAAAAAUCUGCUCCCAUCUACCAGGAUGAUGAAGAUGAAACGAGGGUGGACGUUUCAGCAAGUCAGUGAUCCCAAACACACAGCCAAUGAAAUUCUCAAUUGGUUUCAGAGAAAGAAAAUAAAGCUGCUAGUAUGGCACAGCCAAUCACCCAACUUGAAUCCAAUAGAAAAUCUAUGAAAAGAACUAAAGAUCAGAGUUCAUAGAAAGAGGCCCACGGAACCUGCAUGAUUUGAAGACCCACUGCGUGAAGAAUGGGCCAAAAUCACACCUGAGCAAUGCAUGUGACUAGUUUCUCCACACAGUAGGCAUCUUGAAGCUGUCACAACCAACAAAGGCAUUUGUACAAAGUAUUAAAUAAAUUUCAGUAAGCGUGUUCAAUACUUUCCCCCCCAUCAUUCCAUUUUAUUAUACAACUUAAUUUCUGAAGUUUUUUUGUAUGUAUGGGGUUGUUACUGACAUCUGGUGAAAAUUUCAUGUCAAUAGCACGUUUAGAAAUAUAUUUACUGAGAAAAACGGUGACGUGUUCAAUACUUAAUUCACCCUCUAUAAAUAGAGGCUAUACUAUAUUAAUCAGCCAUGUCUGCACGCUUAAAAAAGGGGGAAACUAAAGAAUGUUACAUUUUAUUUUUAACAGAAGAACUAUUAAAUUUAUACACAUGCACCACAUAAAUGUAACUUAAAAUUGGCUAACUAUAAAACCAUAGUAAUACAUUUUUUGCAUAAAAUUGCAAAGGAAGUAAAUUUCACAAGACUAUGAAACGGGUCACAUCCACAUUAUAGCAUAAAAGUAAUUCGUAUUCGUUAGUAUACCACAUAAAUGCACAUACAAAACAAAAUAUUUAAUAGGUAAAUGUUAAGAGGACAUAGCUAUUUUUUCAUGGGUGCAAACCUUCAUUCACUACAGGUCUACAAAAUAUACUUUUUGGCAGUUGGCUAAUUUCCAUAUAAUUUAUUGAACCUAUAAAUACAGCUAAUUUCAUUUUUGACAUGUCUUUCCAGACAUUAUCUGCUUGAAAAGAAAAACCAAAAUGGCUGACGACAUCGUUUGUGGUGUAAAGUGGCGUUCGACAAAAUGGCGUUAGACAAAGAAAAAGCUAGGUUACUUGGUUUUACUCUGACCUUUGCUCCGACGAUUUUUGUGGACAAUUUUAAGGAGUCAAUAAACCGCAUUAAAGGACACAUUGCUUACUGACACACAGAUGAGCUUUUACGAGAUAUGCUGCUGUGUUACUACCUUUGUCUCAAUGCGUGACAGUUGGUCCUUAUUACAAUUUUAAAAUGUUCUUGACACUCAACAUCAAACUCAAGCCACAUUUUGACGCCGAUAUUAUUGCCCAUUGGAUGUGUCUUUAUUAGAGCUGUGGACUGACAGACACAUAGGUUCCUAUUCCAUAAGAGGGUUUUUGUUCUAUCAGUCCCGUGAUUCCGUGACAAAAAGGCUUGUGAAAUUACAGUGGGCACUUUAGCCUGGCGGUCCAGUUUCCAAGAUAAUCCAGGUUUGAAAAUCACUGAAGAGGACAUUUGGAUUUGGUGUCUAGUCGAUCCACCAAAAUAGGAAAUUGUACUCCCAUAGGUUUAACAGAUUUUAACUGAAUAGAGUUCCACAUCAGGACGAAUUCGGUAGACACAAAGAGGCCGUUUUCCCCGACUGCCCGAAUGUGGUGAAAAUGCACAAUGAAGUGAUAUAGACGGCUGUGGUCACUCCUCUGGAGAUUUCCAGACUUUUCUGUUGUCAUCUGAUAGGCAUGCUGAACGCAUGCGCAGAACGGCCCCCUUUUUACCGCAUUCUAACGCAGGCGCAC